Messenger RNA from Heteronotia binoei (common prickly gecko), 5549 nucleotides. It is a transcript of the gene OSBPL10, whose product is annotated as oxysterol binding protein like 10. Gene Ontology annotation, cellular component: intracellular membrane-bounded organelle; cytosol; membrane. Gene Ontology annotation, molecular function: cholesterol binding. Lineage: Eukaryota; Metazoa; Chordata; Lepidosauria; Squamata; Gekkonidae. The record is from RefSeq and is a predicted model, not a curated record. The transcript is spliced from 12 exons. Bases 119 to 2479 code for a protein of 786 amino acids.
CGGCCGUCCCUUCGCCUUCCCCGCUCGCCCCGCGUAUGAGUCGGGUAUUGGCCAGCCGGCCGGCGGCCACUCUCUGCAGCCGAGGUCGGAGCGGCUCCAGUCCCUGCCUGCGGGCUCCAUGGAGAAGGCGACGGCUUCGAGCGGCCCCGAAGGAGCAGCAGCAGCAGCAGCAGCAGUCCCGGGCGCAGGCAGUAACAGCAGCAGCCGCAGCAGCAGCCGCCCCACGUCGGCGGGCUCCUCGCCUUGCUCCUCGGCCGGCCGGGGGCUCUCUGGCCGGCAGGCAGCAGCGGCCGGGGCUGUAGCUGGAAGGCCGGAUGGAGGCGGCAGCAGCAGCAGCCCCAGUUCAGCCGCGGCCAGUCCCGGGGCGGGCGGUGGAGGGGGACUGACGCCGGUGCGGAAGACGGAGCCGGUGCUCGAGGGGACCCUGAGCAAAUACACCAACCUCCUGCAGGGCUGGCAAAGCAGGUACUUCAUGCUAGAUUUUGAGACUGGAAUGCUACAGUAUUUUGUGAAUGAACAAAGUAAAAACCAGAAGCCGCGAGGGGUGCUGUCCUUAGCCGGGGCUGUAGUUUCUCUCAGCGAUGAAGCUCCAAACAUGUUGGUAGUAUACUCUGCUAAUGGAGAAAUGUAUAAGCUGAGAGCUAGUGAUGCAAGAGAGAGACAGUAUUGGGUGACUCAGCUCCGAUCCUGUGCCAAGUAUCACACUGAAGGCAACUCAAAGAGCUCUUCAUCUUCUCGAAUGAAAGGCUUGUCCUUGUUUCCUCAUGGAGCAGCCAACUCCACAUUUCUCGGUUCCCAGAAAAGCCUGAAUCAGAGUGGACAGCCGGUUGUCACAAUUACACAUCAUAAAUCUCCUGCAGCAGCCCGAAAAGCCAAGGCACAGCGUCCUGGCCAUCUCCACGAAGUAAAAGAGAUGAUGAGCCAAGUGGAGGGACAGCAGAAGAACCUCGUGCAAGCCAUUGAAUCCCUCCCAGGUUCUGGUCCUCUUUCUGCCUUGGAUCAAGACUUACUGCUUCUAAAAGCUACCUCUGCUGCCACCCUCAGCUGCCUUGGAGAAUGUCUGCAUUUACUACAACAGGGCAUGCACCACAUGAGCCACCACAGUAGUAACAGGUCAUUGACUUCAGAAAGCCUACUAGGGUGGCACGGGCCAAAGUCUCAUUCCACAGAACCACUGAAAAAUGGUGCCCUUAGUUCUUUGACAUCUGCCAGUGCCAGUCUUACCUGGGCAAUAGUACCAACUACAACUCAAGAUGGAAACAUACAGCCAACUAUAGAGUGUUCAACUCGCGAAUCAAUUCUGGUUGAAGAUGAAGUGACAGAUACUGAAGAUAAUGCAGAGGAUGAUUUAGGAGUCAUGGAUGAUCAACGGAGCAUAAUUCUUCAUCUCAUCUCACAACUGAAACUUGGAAUGGACCUAACCAGGGUAGUCCUCCCAACUUUUAUUUUGGAGAAGAGAUCCCUAUUGGAGAUGUAUGCAAACUUCCUGGCCCAUCCAGACCUGUUUUUGUUGAUUUCUGCAGGGACCACACCUGAGGACAGAAUCAUUAACUUUGUGGAGUAUUACUUGACGGCCUUUCAUGAAGGCCGCAAAGGAGCUGUUGCCAAGAAGCCCUACAACCCAAUCAUUGGAGAAACUUUUCAUUGCUCUUGGGAUGUGCCUAAAGACAAAAUGAAACAAUCCAAAACUAAUAGUGCCUCACCAACUCCCAAGGACCAGGUCAAGGGGGUUGGCCAGGAUACGUCUGCGUGCUACAAGCUGAGGUUUGUAGCUGAACAAGUAUCCCAUCACCCACCAGUAUCUUGCUUUUACUGCGAGUGCAAGGAGAAGAAGGUGUGUGCGAAUGUUCAUGUGUGGACCAAAAGCAAGUUCAUGGGGAUGUCUAUAGGUGUUUCUAUGGUAGGUGAAGGUGUUCUCUAUCUGCUGGAACACGGGGAGGAAUAUGUAUUCACGCUGCCUAGUGCCUAUGCACGCUCUAUACUUACCAUUCCUUGGGUGGAGCUUGGGGGUAAAGUCAACAUUCAUUGUGCCAAGAGUGGCUACUCAGCUACUGUCACAUUUCAUACCAAGCCUUUCUAUGGAGGAAAAGUACACAGGGUCUCGGCAGAGGUGAAACAUAAUCCCACCAAUACCAUUGUAUGUAAGGCACAAGGAGAAUGGAAUGGCACGCUAGAAUUUACAUACAGCAGUGGAGAAACCAAAAUAAUUGACACCAGUAAGCUACCCAUUAUACGCAAGAAGAUUAGACCAAUAGCAAAACAAGGUCCAUUUGAAUCAAGGCAUCUCUGGCAACAUGUCACCAACGCCCUGAAAGAAAACAACAUUGGUCUAGCGACAGAGCAUAAGCGCCUCCUUGAAGAGAGGCAGAGAGUAGAAGGGAGACAGCGGGAAGUUAGCAAUACACCAUGGAAACCAAAAUAUUUUAUCAAAGAGAGUGAUGGAUGGCUCUACUUUGAUCCCCUCUGGAAGAACCAUUGAUAAGAUCUGGACUCAUGAAAAACCUGUUUCCUAGAGGCAUUAAACAGAUGCAUUAUUUACAUUUCAGGUGUGAUUAAGUCUUGCUAUAAAUUAAAAGCUGUGUACUGUGUAUACAAUAUACUGUAUACAAUAUACUGUGUACUGUAUACAAUUCUGAACAGCUAAACGCUGAAGUUUACUGAGAAACUAUUUUGUGUGCAUCUAUAGACUUGCACACUUACUGUGUAUUAUGUCAAAGCCUAUUUUACACACACACAACACACACAGGAUCUGAUCUUUUGCAUUGAAGCCAGUGCGUAUCAUGUUGCUUGCAAGAUCAGAUCUUGCAUUGGGAAUGAACACUUUAAAAAUUACUAAUUGACAUUUUCUAUUUUUCACAUUGCCAAAAAUGUUUUUGCACUUAAAACCACUUGACACUUGAUGGCCGUUUCAUGGUCAAGCCCGUGACUUAAAUUACUUGCUUUGUUUGACUCAAGAAUGCUGAUUCUCCUGGGGUAUCUGUGUAAGAGCAUGUUUGUCUUCGCAACUCACUCUCAAGUGCGUGUUUCCUGGUGUCUUGGAAGAAGAUGGGAAUAUUUUAAGCAGCCUUGUCCAAGUUCAUCCCCUGUAUCCUGUUCUUCUUCCAACAGCAGGUUUUGCAUACUCCUUUUCUGCAUACUCCUUUUACUCUUUUGGUCCUUGGACAUCAGGAUCUCUGGGUGGUGUCAGAGGCUGAAUGUGGCAGAGGCCUCUAAAAUACUGUGCUUCUCAGACCAGUCAUUAUCCUUUUGAGCACAAAGUAGCUCCCUCUUACUUCUGCAUUGCUAACUGGUCAGAUGACUUUUCAUUUAUACAGAGAAUAUGCCCAUCCUCUUAAGAAAUAAAUUUAGCUGCUGUGACAGUCCUUCAUGGCAAAGAGCUUUCAAAAGGGAGAGAAUCCUGCACCAUACACAGUCUUUGGAAUAUUAGCUCCCCCAACCCUCAAGCGUUAAGUUACUCCUGUGCAAGAGUGAAGGCAGAUUCAGAGGGUUUUUUAAAAAAAACUUUCUGCAGGUGUGGGAAAUAAUUAUACAAACCUCAGUCAGUAUUCUUAAUUUAGCUACUGAAAGUUAGUUUAAGGGAUUAAAUCCAGCCCCUGAUCCUGUAGAGCAUCCCCAGUUGAUGGAUCGGGCAGGAAAACUGUACACACAGCAACUGUUGUAUAUGUGCAGUUUUGCCAGUCCAUCCAAGGAGGUGCAUGCCAAAGCUUAGCUGCCCUGGGCCAAUAGGGGAACCAUGUGUAUCCCUAACUUCUGAGUGGCUUAGAAGGUCCAUGUUAGCUUAGUUGGUAUCAGCAAUUAGAUUGUGGUUUUGUAGGGAGUUUGGACAACCACUGAAGAAUUCAUAGACAGGAUCAAUAAGUACAAGGAACGCUAUUGGGACACUACAAAAGUCAUUUUACAGUAGGCAGAAAAGUUCACAUAAAUCCAUCAUGAGAUGGAAACUAUAUGAAGUUAACAGUACUAAAACUUGGUUGUGCUUCAGUCGUGUUAUUCUGUUGAUAUCUCUUAAAAGCAAAAUAAGGCUGAAUUUAAAUUAAUGUUUGUGUAGAAUGUUCUCUGCUCAAUCCUUAAAUUAUUUUCAUGGAAUCCCUUUAAAAAUUCUAUUUGGUAGACAUGCAAACUGAUCUUUACAUUGUACUGAUUAUUUUUGUGCCUUCUGUUAAAUCCCUGCUACUCACACAUUGUAUAUAAACAGAAAAAAAUCUAGUUAGGUACACCUGGUAAUAAGCUUUUUUAAAAAAAAAAAUAAAAAAAAUAUUUUCUGCUAAGGUAGCAGUCAAAACUAUAUAUGUAUCUCUUAUAAAGGAAUGUAUCACAUCAUGUUACCUUUUGAGUUAUCCUUUCAUUAUCUGCUUUUCAUUGAAAGAGCUUCACAGUUGCCUCAAGAUGCAGUGAUGAACUCCACUCUUGAGUCGCCUGUAUUGUACACUUAUCUUGGCAUAUGAAAGCCAUUGUAUUUACAAAAGAGUUUUUCUUACAAUGUGUUUAACCUCUUUUCAAGGAAAUAAAACUUGUACAACCUCAGAUGUAUAGAAAUCUGUUUUGAAAAGGAAAGCCAUAUAGCCUAGGCUUUUCUCUCUGUUUCUAAAAGCCAGUCACCUGUACUUACAGACUCCAGUACUACCAGCAAAAACCUCGUUUGCCCAGUUUGAAUCUCGAGGCCCCAGGAAAUCAUAGCAAGGUUAUCUGAAAUUCAGACUAAAAUCAUUGUUCACUUUUCUCAGUACCAUGCUUUGAUCAUUCACCAAAGAACCAUUUACAUUUCUCUGGAAUUAUUUUUUGUCUUGUUUUUCUUUGCAUCUUGGCUAGAGUCUAGACUCUUCCCCCCUCAGAUUUGUGUGACUGUAAUUAUUUGCAGAAUAGAGCUUUUGGAGGCCAAAUAUAUUUACAGAUCUACUUUCAUGUAAAAUGAAGCGCUGAUUUGGAUCCAGGGCCCUGGUGUUCACCACACUACUCUUGCUGUUUCCCAGGUAGGAAUUCCCCUCUGGAAUUGCAUUAAGUGUGGUAGAGGAAAAAAGACAGGGAUCAAGUCUUAUUUCCUGCAUGGGUGUGCUGCACGGAGCUGGUUGCUUGCACAGAAAUUAAGGUGUGCCACAGGGUCUAUAGGAUCAGCCUUUGCUUUGAUAAUGCUGAUCAAGAAAAAAAAUUCUCACAUGAAAGCCAGGAGAAUCAUUAAUUUUCUUUCCCAUAUACACACUGCUCCAUGCAUUUUGCAACUGAGACAUUAUGUUGGGGCGGGGGGGGGGAGGUAUAUAAAGAAGCAACAUGCCUUAUUUGUUGGUCUUAUGUUUGUCUUGCACCUGCAACUGAAUACUUCCUUUGAGUGUACACUUUGAACUGUAAUGUAAAUUUUGAUGUACUUCCAGUUAACCUUUGUGCACAGCUGUAGGACCUAUGCAAAAAUUUUCUUACAUAGAAUUGUUCAAAAAGUUUAUACGUAUUUGUUAAAAAUCAAAUUAUCUGGCAGUCACUUCUGAUUAGCCUUUCUUUCAUAAUUUGUGAAUUAAAAUCACAAACUGGAGACACUCAAUAAAUUUUAUUUGAAUGUA